Molecule: messenger RNA, 393 nt
Organism: Entrophospora sp. SA101
Lineage: Eukaryota; Fungi; Glomeromycota; Glomeromycetes; Entrophosporales; Entrophosporaceae
Source: the annotation of a GenBank genome assembly
AUGCUUCAGCAGCUUGAAAGACCGAUACUUUUAAUGAAUCGGACAGCUGAUUCCUUGACGAAAUUCGGCGAAGAAAAAGAAAAAUUUCUAAACAGUGCUAAAUUUAAAGGGUUAGAGGUAGGAGACCAAAAAGAUUAUAAAGAAAUCUAUAUACCUUUAGCCGAAGCCGCGGUUAAAAUAAGAGCCAAAGCAACUAAGACAAAAGCCGAGGAAGAUUUAAUUACAUUAAUUUUGUCUAGAACCCGUGAUUUCGAACCCACUAAAAAGUCUGAAUUAGAAAAAACAAUUAAAGACUUAAGAAGUUACAAGGAGGGUAGUGAUACUGAUAAAAAAACUGCUUAUGAGGAAAAUAUUAAAGAAGGCUGGUCCACAACUACUAAAAUAUUAGUAUGA